Eutrema salsugineum is the source of this 980-nucleotide messenger RNA. RefSeq lists its product as uncharacterized. The coding region runs from base 182 to 589 and encodes 135 amino acids. The transcript is spliced from 5 exons. The record is from RefSeq and is a predicted model, not a curated record. NCBI's taxonomy places the organism in Eukaryota, Viridiplantae, Streptophyta, Magnoliopsida, Brassicales, Brassicaceae.
AUUUAAAUGGGUUUUUCGAAAUAACAAAUUGUUUCUUCGUCGCUCGCUGCUUCCCAGUCAGCCAGUCUCCACACUCGCUCUCGCUAAAAACUCCUUCAUCUUCUCUCAAACUCCUUUCCGAGCAAUUUCUUCGAUCUUCAUCGCGUGGAUUUCGUUUCGAAGCUUUAGAUAAUCAGUGGAAAUGGAAGAAGAAGCAGGAAACGGAGGAUUUCGGAAACGCAUGAAACCAUCUGGUGAAGAGGAAAAAGGAGAUUCGAGAGAUGGAAUGAGCCUGGAUACAAUCGAGAAUGAAGAAACUGAGACGAAACUUGUUGCUUCUGAUGAGAUGGAACUUAACAUUGCUCAAAUUCUCGACAAGAUUGAGAGCUUCACGCAGACUGUUUCUAACUUGCUAGAAUCAGGGAAGACAAUGUUCAAGGAACUCAGUAACGAAUUCGAAGAACGCUUGAUCAUGAUACACAAGGAACAUGUUGAGAAAUGGCAGGAGGAGAUCAAGGAAUUGCGUCUGCUUGAUGCAUCAAACGAGGAGACUACUUCCCUGUUACACAACGCUCGCUUUCUGAUUCAGAAUCCUAGCAUUGAGCCUUGAGGUAAGCCAUUUCUAAGAACAGAUUAUCUUCUUCCCAGUGGUGUAAGAAGCCCAUAUAUAUAUAUAUAUAUGGUUGGUUGGGGAAUUUAGAUUUGGACAAUUUUAAAACUCUAUGAUGUCUUGAAGGAUGUAUAGUAUAAUCCUAUCGUGGGUCUGAUCAGUUAAAGCCAGAAUUGUGUUGCGUUUAAUCUUUUAGUAGAUUUUGAGUGGAACACAUAAAAGAAAAUGCGAAACCCAUAAAAAAGAAGUUUUUCCUGAAACAUAGUCAUAAAAUUUAUGAUGGUUAAAGUAGUCAGAGAUAUUAAGAAAAGGAAAACGGACUUUUUUCUUAAUCAUUCAACGAAAAAGAAUUAGAGGAAAGAACUCAAUGACCUUCAUUUCACAAGGGAAA